Messenger RNA from Stomoxys calcitrans (stable fly), 2136 nucleotides. RefSeq names its product nitric oxide-associated protein 1. Gene Ontology annotation, molecular function: GTP binding. The coding region runs from base 145 to 2118 and encodes 657 amino acids. NCBI's taxonomy places the organism in Eukaryota, Metazoa, Arthropoda, Insecta, Diptera, Muscidae. The transcript has 2 exons. The record is from RefSeq and is a predicted model, not a curated record.
AUAUUUGUAAAUAUGUUUACAUAUAUUCGUAUGUGUUAUGACCCCUAGUAUACAUGCGUUGCAUUUUGCACUAACUAAGAGUUAUGCACCAAUCAGCUGUUUCUAUGCUGUGAAAUUAAAAACAAACUUCGUAACUGAAACAUUAUGUUAAAUCUGAAUAGAAUCCUUGGUAGAAUCAAUAGACAUCAAUUAGCUCCAUUAUGCCGCUUUGUAUCCGACCAGUUGCAGGAGACACCAACCAUCAGUUUACGUCAGAGAACCUAUUUGGAAACAAAACAGAGAUACAAGAACCACGAGCACGUUGUUUAUAGCUCUUAUUUGGAAAAGCAAGAGGAACACAUGAGUUAUGGGCUGAAGAGGUCACUAAUAAAUAAACUGAAAAGAGAUAGAAAAAGACAGCAAAAAGAGUUACAACUUGGUUAUGGAAAUAGUUCUACGGAAAUACCUAAAAAUUGGAUGGAUGAAUAUGAAUAUUACAGCGGACCCUUGAAGACGGCAGUUGGAGAAGACCAGGAAGUGGAGAAUACACUGGGAACUGCAGAUCCCUCAGUCCAAGCCUCCAAGGUGCCUUGUAAUGGUUGUGGAGCUCAUUUACAUUGUAAUCAUCACACAAGACCGGGUUUUAUUCCCCUUGAAAUCUUCAAUGGGCGCACUACAAAGGAGCUGAAAACAAUAGUCUGCCAACGUUGUCAUUUUUUAAAGCACUACAAUAUUGCCCUCGAUGUUGAAGUUACCCCUGAAACGUAUGUCGAGACCAUAUCUCGUAUUCAAGACCAAUAUGCCUUGGCCAUAGUUAUCGUAGACCUUUUAGAUUUUCCCUCUUCCAUAUGGCCAGACAUGCAGCAAGUUUUGGGUUCCAAGCGCCCCGUAUUCAUAGUGGGCAAUAAGGUAGAUUUGUUGCCACGAGAUUGUAAUGGUUACCUGGACCAUAUUAAGCUUUGUUUAAAAGAGGAAAUUAUCAAAACCGGCUUCGAUAAAAUGAACAUCAAAUAUGUCAGUUUAAUAUCUGCAAAGACGGGCUAUGGCGUGGAAGAAUUAAUAACACAGUUGCAAAAGAUCUGGGCAUAUAAGGGCGAUGUUUAUCUUGUGGGCUGCACAAACGUGGGUAAAAGUUCACUCUUUAAUAUUCUAUUAAAUUCCGACUAUAACCGACCGGAGGCUUCUGAACUGAUAUCGAGGGCGACAACAUGCCCUUGGCCGGGAACGACAUUACAGAUGUUGAAGUUUCCCAUUUAUAGGCCUUCCGAAAUAAGAGUUUACGAACGUUUAAAACGACUUAAAUCAGAAAAAUUUGCCAAAGCCGAAAUGGAAAAAUUGCGUUUGGAAAAUGCACGAAAAAAUGGCAUAAUUGAAGAUGCCGUACCGAUGGGUGUCAUUGGAAGGACAUUCAUUAGAAGUGAGGAAGACGAGGUGGCGGAUCCCUUUGCCGUAGGUGCUGGCACAUCGCCAAUCACCACACUCAACGAAAGAAGUAAAGAUUAUCAACAAGCACGUUGGGUUUAUGAUACACCCGGUGUUUUGCAUCCUGACCAAAUAACCAAUUUAUUAACAGCAAAAGAGUUGAUGGAAUUGCAGCCUAAACAAAUGAUUUCACCCAGAGCUUAUCGCUUAAAGCCUGGCAUGAGUUUGUUUGUGGCUGGUUUGGCGAGAUUAGAUUUUCUAAAUAGUAACAGUGAAGAGUUGGAUUGGGUGCAAGUCUUCCUUUUUGCAUCUUUCAAUUUACCAACAAUGGUGGUGAAGACUGAGGGUGCCCACCAAAUAUAUGAACGAUAUUUAAAUACUCCCCUUAUGCAUGUACCAAUGGGAGAUGACAAACGUAUAUCACAAUGGCCUGGCUUGCAAUGUCACCCCGAAGAAUUUCACAUCAAAGGUUAUAUUUUAAAGCCAAAAAUUAAUGAGGUCAAUUGUGCAGCUGAUAUAACACUGUCAUCGGUGGGAUGGGUUGGUGUGCGUGUUCCUGUAGAUAUUGAGUGUACGUUUAAAGCAUGGACACCGGGAGCAAAAGGCAUCUACUGUAGAAAUCCAUCAUUGGUACCUUAUGCUGAACGUUUAAUAGGCAAAAAGAUACGAAAUUCUUUGGCCUACAAUACAUCGAAACCCUUCAUAUUUAAGAAAUAAAAUUUUAGUCGAUAACAA